AUGACAACGAACGCAGGACAAAGACGCAGGACAAGCGGACCAAACAAACGACGCAGGACACGACGGCAGGACAACUACGCAAACAACGACGGCAGGACAAACGACGCAGGACAACGACGCAAACAACGAGCGCAGGAACAACGACGGACAACGACGCGGGAACAACGACGCAGGACAAACGACGCAGGACAACGACGCAGGGACAACGACGCGGACAACGACCCCAGACAUACGACGCAACAAACGACGCAGGACAACGAGCGAAAAACGACGCAGGGGAAACAGAUAGUGACAUGCGGUGCUAACGACCAGGACAACGACCAGGACAACGACGCAGGACACGCGACGCAGGCGCAACGACGCAGACAACGACCGCAGGACAACGACCGCAGGACAAGACGCAGGAACAACGACGCAGGACAACGAACGCAGGACAACGACGCAACAACAACGCAGGACAAACGACGUAGGACAACGACGCAAACAAGCGACACAGGACCCGACGCGCAGACAACGGACGCCAAACAACGACCCAGGACAACGACGCAGGACAACGACGCAGGACAAACGACGUGCAGGACAAACUGUGACGCAGGACAACGCGCAGACAACGACGCAGGACAACGCCGCAGGACAACGAAACGGGGCAGAAACAAACACAACAAACGACGCAGGACAACGCGUAAGGGACAAAACGACGCAAGGACAACGACGCAAAGACACGACGCAGGCACAAACGACGCUAAACAACGACCCGUACACGACGAAGGACAAGCGACAGGACAACGACGCAGGACAACGACGACGCAAACAAUGACGCAGGACAACGACGCAGGACAACGACACAAACAACGACGCAGGACAACGACGCAGGACAACACGCAAAACAACGACGCAAUACAACGACAGCAAACAACGACUGUCAGGACAACGACGAGACAAAUCGACGCCAACAACGACGCAGGACAACAACGCAGACAACGACGCGAGGACUAA
Molecule: messenger RNA, 996 nt
Organism: Penaeus monodon (black tiger shrimp)
Lineage: Eukaryota; Metazoa; Arthropoda; Malacostraca; Decapoda; Penaeidae
Exons: 2
Coding region: 1-996 (331 amino acids)
Source: RefSeq, a predicted model, not a curated record